CACUUUUAGGCAACUCUCUAAACUUGCACAAGACCUUGCCCAGUGUCACGGACACACAUCACCGUCAUCAUGAACAACAUGCCGGAUAUGCCCGUGAACGUCCCCGUCGACGACCCCAACGCCGACACCGAAUGGAACGACAUCCUCCGCUCGAAAGGCAUCAUCCCCGACAAGCCUCCAUCACCAACACCGCAAAUCGAAGCUGCUCUUCUGCAGGCCCGAGAGCUCGCUCAUGAGAACCGACUCGAAGGCAAGGAUCUCGAUGAAUUGGACGAACUCGAAGACGAUGAGGAUGAAGCUUUUCUUGAUCAGUAUCGCCAGAAGCGAAUGGCUGAAAUGGCUCACCUGCAACAAACGAGCGUCUUCAAUCAAGUUUACCCCGUGCAAAAGCCGGACUGGACUCGUGAAGUCACGGAUGCGAGUAAAGAGGCGUGGGUGUUUGUUCUCUUGACUUCAAGUACGGGCACAAACAUCGAAUCGCAACUCAUGAUCGAGGUCUGGCGGGAACUCGCUCGCAAAUUUGGAGAUAUCAAGUUCUGUCAAAUACAGGGAAACUUAUGUAUUGAGGGGUACCCGGACCGGAAUACGCCCACGGUGUUGGUGUACAAAGACACCGAGAUCAAGAGACAGAUUGUAACGCUGAAGGAACUGAAUGGGGAGAAGACGAGUAUUGGAGACAUGGAGAAGAUUUUGCUGGGGCUGGGUGCUGUGAAACACGGAGACAAAAGGUUGGAAGGGAGCGGCGAGGAAGAGGAAGCUGGGGAUAGACCGUAUCGAAGCAUACGACAAAGUGAUCGUAAAGGGAAAGAUGACGACGACGACAGCGACUGGGACUAGAGGACAAUCCGCACUCGCCGGUCAGUCGUGAAAAAACGACAUCGGCAUGGAGUGAAAGUCCAUGACAGCACGAAGCGACGACACGCAGCAGAUAGACAGAAUGGUCAUAUAAAGCGACUACGUUGUGUGGUAUACAGCGAGGAAAACGCCAAUUGCAACCACACCACAUGAAGAGCCAGCGCAA
This is a messenger RNA of Cercospora beticola, 1021 nucleotides long. RefSeq names its product Plp2p (gene PLP2). Gene Ontology annotation, biological process: protein folding. Lineage: Eukaryota; Fungi; Ascomycota; Dothideomycetes; Mycosphaerellales; Mycosphaerellaceae. The record is from RefSeq and is a predicted model, not a curated record. Gene Ontology annotation, cellular component: cytoplasm.